Messenger RNA from Temnothorax curvispinosus, 996 nucleotides. RefSeq names its product tropomyosin-like. The annotation marks the transcript as partial. The transcript is spliced from 6 exons. Gene Ontology annotation, biological process: actin filament organization; muscle contraction. Gene Ontology annotation, molecular function: actin filament binding. NCBI's taxonomy places the organism in Eukaryota, Metazoa, Arthropoda, Insecta, Hymenoptera, Formicidae. The record is from RefSeq and is a predicted model, not a curated record. Gene Ontology annotation, cellular component: actin filament.
GUCGCCAGGAAACUAGUCAUGAUGGAGCAGGAUCUCGAGCGUGCCGAAGAGAAGGCCGAGCUUUCCGAAUCCAAGAUUGUCGAGCUUGAAGAAGAAUUGCGUGUCGUCGGCAAUAACUUGAAGUCCCUCGAGGUCUCCGAGGAAAAGGCCAACCAGCGCGAGGAGGAAUACAAGAACCAAAUUAAGACCCUUACCACCCGUCUAAAGGAGGCGACGCAACGAGAGGAGACGUUCGAGGGCCAGGUGAAGAUUCUCGAUAGUCAAUUAAAAGAGGCUGAAGCACGCGCCGAGUUUGCGGAGAGAUCCGUGCAGAAACUCCAGAAGGAAGUUGACAGGCUCGAAGACGAGCUCGUCCACGAAAAGGAGAAGUACAAAUACAUCUGCGACGACCUGGACCUCACCUUCACCGAAUUGGUUGGUUAAAUCGGCUGUCCGAAUAUCCGCGUCCGCUGUCGAAUUAAUUGGGCCGUUAAUCGAAUUAUCGACAUCGUGCGGUUCGAUCGCGGUCGAGUCACGGCCGUCCGACGCGCGUAUUACUUUCGUCAUCGUAACUAAAAUCAAUGUACUAUAAAUACGUUCCGCGUUCAAUAUACUCUACUUUUUUCUAUUUAUCAACGACCCCACUACCGGAUCUUUCGUGCACAGAGCAGCCACUGAGCCGCGAUUAUUUAAUUAUUUAUUUCGAAAACGCCGCUUAGAUCGAAAUUACAAUUGCAAUCAAAAAACGAUUUCUAGCGCAGAGUUCUAAUUGCAUUACGCUGCUUCGGUAAUUGAACGUGCGGUAAGUAGAGCAAAAAGAAAAGUACAGCACACAUCCGACUUUCUGUACGUGUCACUAAUAAAAUGUUAUUGAAUUCUGAAAGUAUAUCCUCUUGAUAAUCUUUCCGUCAAAUAAGUAGCUCUCGCGAUUUAAAAUUGUCGAAAAGCUGUACAAGACCACUUUUGUUUCUAAUACUUCAGAAAAUAGGAUAAAUAAAAUACCUAUAUAGAAUCUGA